Drosophila ananassae is the source of this 1180-nucleotide messenger RNA. Its product is annotated as antigen 5 like allergen Cul n 1. Lineage: Eukaryota; Metazoa; Arthropoda; Insecta; Diptera; Drosophilidae. The record is from RefSeq and is a predicted model, not a curated record. The coding region runs from base 35 to 970 and encodes 311 amino acids. The transcript has 2 exons.
ACGAUCCCAGAUCAGUAGCGCGUUGACCGUCGAGAUGCCGAGAUUGUUGGGAUCGCGGAGCAAGUGCAGCAUCGUUGCAGUGCUCCUGGUGAUAGUGCUCCAGGCUCCGGACAGAUCGUCGGCUGUCCCACAAUCGAAAAAAUCGAAUCCCAGUGGGAUUUCUAGUCCUAGUCCCACCGGCAAUGGGGGCUACUGUGCCGCCUCCCUGUGCGAGUUGUACAAUGGAACGCAUGUGGUGCAAGUGCCGCACAUAGCUUGUGGCAACAACGGAAGCUUCGCGCCAGCCUGUGGUCCGGAGCCCAAGCUCCUGGAGAUGAGCGAACGGAGGCGCCAGCUCCUCCUGGACAUGCACAAUCUGGCCCGCUCCAAGAUCGCAAUGGGGGACCUGGACGGCUAUCUGAGUGCCGCACGGAUGCCGCUCCUUCGCUGGGACCCAGAACUAGAGCGGAUGGCCGCUCUUCACGCCCGGCGGUGCCAGUUCGCCCACGACAAGUGCCGGAACACGCCCCGGUUCCCCUUCAGCGGCCAGAACAUCGGCUACUUCUGGAUCGGACGCGAGUUCAAGUCACACUCUAGGAGGAUGAAGUCCUUUGUGAUCAACUGGUUCCGAGAGUAUCUGGACGCCAAUCAGACCUACAUCGACAGCUAUCAUCCACAUCCUCAGGGAAAAAAGAUCGGACACUUCACACUCCUGGUUUCCGAUCGAGUUCAGCGGGUGGGAUGUGCCGGAGUGCGCUUCCUGGAGGCCAGGACCAAUCGCUACCAGUUCAUGCUGACCUGCAACUACGACUUCAACAACAUCUUCAACGAACCCAUCUACCGAACGGGUCCGGCGGGCUCCAAAUGCGACCAGCACCGGACCAGUGAGAAGUUCCCGGGACUCUGCGAUUGGCGGGAUGCCGCCACCGACAACGAGAGCGAAGAAAGUGCCGAGGACGGAAACGCUCUAGACAACAACAUUCCCCUCUAGAAGGGUCCAUGAGGAGGACUCGUAGGAUACGGUUCUAUAUUAUACGAAUUCUAAUACGAAUUCCCCCCUUUUUUUUUGGUAGGAUCUAAGAAAACUCGAAAUUUAAAAACGUAAAUUGGCAUCGUUGUUAUUCAGAGGGUGCAUCUUUACAGCUGUGGUUGUUGUUAAAAGUAUCAAAAUAGUUUGAUUAAAUAAUGAUUUUAAAACUUA